GGCGCCGCCAUGUCUCCUGAAGAUAAACGGCGGCUAGUCGUUAUCUCCGCUGCAGUGUUCUGUCUCUUCAUUCUUUUACUUUUUUUGAGCUAUAUACCAGCUUACUUGUACAUACUUUUUAUCUCGGUCGUGUCUUGUGUCGUUUAUUUUAAAAAAGCGGAGGAGUUGCAGCUAUUCGAGAGACUAGGCCUCAAUCCCCGACGUGGACUGAGCGUCCCGCCGGCUCUGCUGCGCUUGUUACCUGGCAGGACUUUGAGCGGAGUCACUGCCUCCAGCAGAAACAAAAUCCGUAAAAGUGAUACGCGUAAUUCCUUCGCAUCACCCAGCGACAGAUAUAUUGCGGGCUCGUAUUAUAGAAGAGACCAUACCCUCAGUGACUCAGUGUUCAGCCCUCGGGAUAUACUCAUGGGAAGUUACCUCGCCAAGGCUGAAGAAAGUCCCUCCGUAACGGUGAGGCCCGCUGGAGGCUCUGGGACUUUCAUUCACCCCAGAAAUCAGCUUCGGGAGAGACUCGCACGGCCUAAUUAUGCUGUGCAUACCCCUAACAGAAGACUGUCGUUCGGGGAACAUGUGUGCACAGUGAGCCAGUUCACCAUCACCCCCCACAGACAUUACCCCCUUCAGCAGACGGGGACAUCUCCCAUUGGAAUAAUGCCACCCGCAAAAUGGGAUGGGUUGCGUAAGAAGAACAUCCUAACCCAACGCAAUUCCCCUACCAUUCACAGCCCGGUCACAGUAAAAAUUGCCAGACCAGACCCCACUCAUUCGUCAUUUUUCAAUCACCUGAACUCCCCAGGGGCUGUCACAUCCCCAGGGAUUGGAGCACAGGCAGACCCAUGCUCCAGAGAGACUGUCCUGAGCGUGCUCCGAGAGAGCAGAAAGAGGGAGGUGGACGAGGAGGAAAAGAGUGCUUCCUCUGGGCAGAAGAGCAAAAGGAGGCGACAUGACAGCAGUGGAAGUUCUCAGUCAGCAUUUGAGCCACCAUUUGCGAAUGGAGCUCCUUCUCAGCUCGUGCUGAAACAUGGCAGUCUGAAGAGAGGGAUAAAUUCCCUUAUAGAAGAAUCUACUAUGAAGAGAUCUCGUACCUCCUCCAUCAGCUCUAUGAGUGGUGCUCCUAUUCCUAGCGGAGCACCUGGAUCUGUCCGUAAUUCAAUUCGCAGUUCCUAUAGUUCGUCACAGGGUUACCCACAGAGAAGAACAGCAUCCAGUCUCAGUUUGUCUCCUUUCACAAGCCCUGGAGGAUCUUGCUGUCAGACUCCAGAAAGAGCUGCUAAGAAAGCAAGGGAGGAUGAUGCUACCUCGCCAAGUUCCACACCCUUAACAAAAAUUGAACAGGUGGCAACUGAUCCUGCUCCUGCUACAUCAAAACUCACUCCAAAAUCUGAGGCACCUGUUGCAACAUCUGACUCUGGAGGCGGCAGUGGCAAACGCAAACGCAAAAUCCAGCUUGUCACCACAAACAGAGGAGAUCAGAUAUCUUUGCCACCACCUCCUGAACUUGGCUACACAAUCACAGUGAAAGAUCUGGACAUGGAGAAGAAAGCAGCUCUCAGUCAGAUACAGAAGGUCCUGGAGGAGCCUGAACCAGAGGUCCCUCCUCCAGCACCUGAACCUGCCCCAGCUCCUGCUCCCUCUCUAAUCCUCUUCUCUCAACCAACUCCAACCUCCUCAUCUGAAACUGUACCAGUUGCAAGUGCUGCCACUUCUCUGGUUUCUCUCUCUACGCCUGUGCCAGCGACAACACCACCCACUACUACAACACCGGCUGCAAGCAUCGACCUUACUGUCACUGCACCCAGCACAGCCAGUACUGCACUGCUGACUCUCACCUCAGCCCCCUCAAUUACUACCACCUCAGCUGCCCUGACCUCCAGUAUUUUAAACCCUCUGCUUGAGUCCCUGAAAAACAUGAAGAAUAAUCCUCUUCUUGGUGCUGCUCCGGUGCUGGGCACUACCACUGCAGCUCCAGCAGUCUCUGUUGCCAGUCUUUCUACACCUGCUACUUCCUCAAACCCCAGCAGUUCAGUUGUAAAAACAGAAUCAGGCCCUACAGCUCUACAGUCCUCAUUCUCAACCCUGUCUGCCAUAUCAACACCUGCCUAUAAACCAGCCACCUCCAUGCCCUCUGCCUUUGCUCAGAUCCUGGCCCGACCUCUUCAACCCACUUCCAGCUCGCCAUCCCUGGGUGGAGGCGGCAUCCUCUUCAGCCUGAUCAAAUCUGUAGCCACACCUGCAACUGAGCCACCUACAUUUACAACUGCUACAGCCACCCCUAGUGUUUUGGCAAACAACAUUGGCACCCCCCUGUCAUCUGGGUUUAAGCCUAUUUUUGGAGCAGCAACUACAGCCCCAGCCUCCACGGUGAAUGUCAAACCCACUCAGCCCACAUUCAAGCCUUUAUUUGACAGUACCACAGGAAGUGGCAUAAUUGACUUUGGGAAAACUGCCACACCAACAACAUCAACCCCUGCAGCUCCAGCUACACAGAACAGUGGCGUGUUAUUUGGUGGAAUAACUAGUACCCAGCCAGCUACAGCGUCUGCGACCCCUGCGUUACAAGCUUCUGCGCCUUCUCUGUUUGGAAGCUGGAGCACAACAACCACAUCUGCUCCUGCCUCAAACACCACGUUUCAAUUUGGAGCCACGUCAACCAUGAUCACUUCCCCUGCUUUAAGUACCAGUACAGCCAGUGCUGGUGGUACCACUUCUGCUUUUCAGUUUGGUGCUGCAAAACCUGCACCUACCCCACAGACGCAAAGCACGUUCACAUUCGGCCAGCAGUCCAACAACCAGAACUCCACUUCCAAAACAUUUGGUGGGUUCGGCUUGACCAACAGUGCCACAAUGACCUCGGAGGUGCCCACAACACAAACUACUUUUGGGAGCUCUACAUUCACAGCAUCAACAUCCUUCCCUGGUGCCACACAGCAGGCUCCUGCUGCUUCAAAACCCUUCACAUUUGGGUCCAGCAGUGGCAACACUGGUGCGGCACCAUUCACCUUUGGUGCAGCUGCCAGCACAGCAGCACCUGCAUUUGGCACGAACAGUCAGCCUACAUUCAGUGGAGCGCCUGCCACUGGCUUCUCCUUUGGAAAUACCACCACCCCUUCAGCGGCUCCUGCUUUUGGGGCGUCAACACAGACUGCAGCCCCUCUCCCUACCCCAGCUCAUGCAUUCACUUUUGGAGGGGCCUCGACAGCCACUCAGAACCCAGCACAAAGCACUCAGGCGCCUCCUGCUGCUGGAGGGUUUAACUUUGGGGCAUCAUUGUCAGGAACACCAUUUGGGGCAUCAUUGUCAGGAACACAAUUUGGAACACCUGCAGCUCAGACACCAGGGUUUUCCUUUGGAGCCGCCAACACUGAUAGCAAGCCUGCUUUUGGAACAUCAACUCCUGCUUUUGGCCAGGGAUCUGGAGGAAUGUCAAUGCCAUUCGGCAGUCCUGGAACCCCAGGGUUUGGUGCAAUGGCUGCCUCACCAUUUGGCGCUUCACCAGCCACGUUCUCCAUUGGAACAGGCUCAAAGCACUCCGGGCAACGGCGAAUACAAGCACGCAGGCAGCACCCAAGGAAGAAGUAAUGUGACUGAUUUGAGAUCUGUCCCUUCAACCUUAAUCAUCGUUGUAUGGACUCUGUUACUACUUCGGCUUUCCUAUCUGCCCCAGACGCUGCCACUGCUGCUAGUCCAAACAAAACAAGGCUCUCAGUCAGAGUGUGGGACUAAACUCAACUCUCCAACCCUACAGACUGCCAGUGCUGGUCCUGCGUGUAGGAUCAAGGCUCAUGGGUGUGUAGUUUUUAGAGUGCCAGGCUGCCCCGUCCCUGCUGUUGGAUGCUGCCUAUGAAACUCAUCACAUCCUUGUUAAUAGAGUCUGUAUUGGAAGAGGAUGUCUUGUGUUGGGAAAGGAUGCUGAACAGGAGCAGCGUAUUAUACUUGAAGAAACGAUUGAAAAGAAGACUUAAUUCUGGACUUAAACAUAAAUUGGGUUCCAGACCAGUCGAAAGAAUUGUAACUUUAUUUUUUGAUUUUGUGUUUUUGGUUUGAAGACUACAAGUAAUAAGAUGAAUGUUAUUGUAGAUCAAGUGGAUGGGUUCCCCCGCCACACCCCCUCACAGUUAGCCUUCAUUUGUCAUGCUUUUGAUCAUUGACUUACCAGAGUUUUCUCAAGAUGUGCUUUGGGUAGCCUUCAAAAGUAAAUAUUUUACCUGUUCAUUUAAGAAAUGAAAAGAUGUUUUUGCCUGAGUGAGUGAAUUGAGCUGUAUAAUAAACAGAAUAUUUUUUCAAUGCUUUUUUGGCAUGUUUCUUUAGGAAAAGCAACAAUUAUGGAAAGAUUGUUUCCAUUUUCUGAUAUUUAUUAUAUUUCAUACAUUGGACUUGUCUGUUUAAAACCAAAGCUGAUGUUUUAGUGCAACAUUCUCAUCUCUUUGUCACCAUCAGUGUGCUUUUGGCUGUUUUACUACCUCCACUUUAAGUGUGUACCUGUGAGCCGGUUGAACUUUUUCUGCCUUGUUUUUUUUUUCAAGUCUAAAGCCUCAUUUUAUUUUCAAAUGACAAUUAUACGGAGUAAUUAAAAUCAGCACUUAUACAUUUAAGCAAAACCAUCUUAUAACUGUUGCAUCUGCUAUCAGUUGCUCUAUGUAGCUCUCCACACUGCAGCCAGAAUUAUCAAAAACAAUUUAAUUUCCUGCAGUUUUUUCUUUCCUUUCAUUGCUCUGUGUGCUUUAGUGUGUUUUGUUUCUGGUUACAUAUUAAGAAUGAUGUCGGAUUUGUGCUUGGUGACAUGGAUGCCUGUUCUUUCAUAAUGAUGUGCAAGUAAACUUAUUGUCAUGAUUUCAAAGAACAUGAUCUCAUGGCUACUUAUUUUUGACAAUUUACUUGAGGGUUUUGAUCAGAUUUAAAACUAGCCUCCUGACUUUAUAGAAGUGAAGCGUUUGAGUAAAAUAACAUGGGUGCAAAAAAAUAAAAAAAUCGGAAGUGCCCCCAAAAAUGUAUGAAUUUCAGUAGAACAGAGAAUGCUGGUGUUUUCAUUGCUAAAUAUUACAAAAAUUUAAUUAUUUUCGUUCAAAAAUGUGGUUUAACCUAAAGGCCUAAAAUGCAUUUUGUAUUUAACUUCAUUGUUGUUUUUGCAUGUACAUUCUGUAUGAAACAUUCCUGGCUCUGUAUGAAUCUUAUGGUUUGUGCGUGCUUGUGUGUUAAAAUACCAAGAUCUAGUAAAUACUUGGUCUCUGAUAGAAAUAGCAUGUCUCAAUGCUCUUGAAACAGCAACUAUUGUAAAAUGCAGUUAAGUAGACCAAUGACACCCUUACCAUUUUCAAAGGUCUGUUCAGUGAAACAGAUCUGCCGUAUGAUUAUUUGGUCAUUUUCUGUUUUCAAUGUGUAUCCAGAAAACACUGAAUUUAAUUGGUACUACAAUGCACAAAUAAUGGAAGCACCAGCACCAUUUAUUCUAUAAAUGUUUGUAUUGUUUACCCCUUAAUAUUGUUCUGGCCUGGUUAACACAUUAAUGGACAUAGCUGGGGAUUUUUACUUUUUAAUAUAAACAAUGAUGUCAUCUGUCCUUAUUGCAUGGCAUUCCUUGUGUAAGUCUUAAUUUUUCUAUUCAUUUUUUUUUUUUAAGUGUUCUUGAUCCCAGAAUAAUGGGAUGGUGGCAGGGGGCCAGGCGUUCCUCUAACUAGAAAGUCCUACCAAAUCAAAACAACAUUUUGCAAGACUUGUAGACUGUUGAGAAAAUGAGAUGUGUGUUGAAAUGAGAGCUGGAUUUCUCAAGCUGUGAAUGUUUGAGAGCUGUGUUGUAUGUAGUUAUAUAUUUUCGUUGUAAGCGGUUGCUCACAGUUUGUAUGUUAAGACCAUUCCCACAAACCCUAAAAGAGUGAGUGGAGUUUUGAAUGGAGCAGCACACUGAGCGUGUUCUGUGUCUGCUAAAAUGUGCUGAUAAUGACAUGCUCGUUUUUAAUAAAAAUUUAA
Messenger RNA from Xyrauchen texanus (razorback sucker), 5964 nucleotides. RefSeq names its product POM121 transmembrane nucleoporin (gene pom121). The transcript is spliced from 13 exons. Gene Ontology annotation, cellular component: nuclear pore. Lineage: Eukaryota; Metazoa; Chordata; Actinopteri; Cypriniformes; Catostomidae. The record is from RefSeq and is a predicted model, not a curated record. Gene Ontology annotation, molecular function: structural constituent of nuclear pore. The coding region runs from base 10 to 3579 and encodes 1189 amino acids. Gene Ontology annotation, biological process: RNA export from nucleus; protein import into nucleus.